Molecule: messenger RNA, 1032 nt
Organism: Caenorhabditis remanei
Lineage: Eukaryota; Metazoa; Nematoda; Chromadorea; Rhabditida; Rhabditidae
Exons: 6
Coding region: 1-1032 (343 amino acids)
Molecular function (GO): hydrolase activity
Source: RefSeq, a predicted model, not a curated record
AUGUAUUAUGCCCCAGCUUUUCUGCAGUGGCUCCUCUUCGAUCUCACCUCCAUAAGUGCCGGUAUUUGGACUAAUAUGAUUGCUUUUGUCUGUGGAUUUGGGAUUGUCAACUUUUUCGCCGGAAAAAUGAAGAUGUUCCAGUACACAUCAUGGAUUCUGGAUUUGAUCGGGAAGAUUCCAUAUUUUUAUGAUCUCAUGUGGAAGAGGAGAUCUCAGAUUAAAUUCACUCUCGUCAUGACCCUCCUGAUGUCCGUAACAAUGUUCAUCUCCCGUGAUUGGAUUGUCGUCAAACAUAAAACUAUAAAAAUCCCCAAUUUCACUGCCGACGGUGGCCAUCUCCGUGUUGCUGUAAUAUCUGAUCUCCAUGCCGGAGCCAGUGUCUACACUACCCAAAUUCAUCAAGUCGUCGAGAAAGUUCUCGAGAAUCAAGUGGAUGCUGUUCUGAUUGUUGGUGAUAUGGUUGAUGCCCCAGUGGCUGAUAUUGAGGACAGAGUUCGACCAGUUCUUCAACUUCCCGUCCAUGCUCCAACUUACUUUGUCACUGGAAAUCAUGAAUAUUACUAUGGAGAUGUUCAUGAAUGGCUUCGAUUCUAUCGUAAUGGACAUAUUACGGUUUUGGAGAAUGAAUCCGCAAUGCUUCGAGGAGUGUGUUUGGCAGGUGUAAAUGACAUUUCGAGUCCAAAAUCUGGAAUUUUGAAUCACGAAAUGGAUUUGCCAAAAGCCGUUCAACGCUGUCCGAAGAACACAUCUCAAAUCGUGAUGUCACAUAAUCCCGCAUCGAUUCGCGAAUUUCAAGUGGAUCAUCCGAAAGAGCUCUCGAAAAUCGAUUUGAUUCUGUCUGGACACACUCAUGCUGGACAAUUCUAUGUCGUCAUUCCAGUUGUCUAUUGGCUCCUCCCAUAUUUCUAUGGACUCUACGAGAUUCCAUUCGGUGGACAAUUGAUGGUCACUGCUGGAUCACUGUAUCAGGGACCGCCGAUGAAAAUGAUUGGAAUGAGUGAAGUAUGGGUGUUGGAUUUGAUUGGCGAAUAG